This is a messenger RNA of Centruroides sculpturatus (bark scorpion), 5135 nucleotides long. Its product is annotated as tetraspanin-9-like. The coding region runs from base 702 to 1397 and encodes 231 amino acids. The record is from RefSeq and is a predicted model, not a curated record. The transcript is spliced from 9 exons. Gene Ontology annotation, cellular component: membrane. NCBI's taxonomy places the organism in Eukaryota, Metazoa, Arthropoda, Arachnida, Scorpiones, Buthidae.
AUUUCAAGGAAUGUUUCCAAAUUCUAUUAACUGUUGUUAUAAGAAAAUAUUUAAUUCAUUUAGAUAAUUUAAAUCAAAAUGAUGUUUUAAAAAAAUUUAAGAUAAAAUUUUUUUGGAUAAAAUGUAAAUAAAAAAAAAAGUUUUUUAUACCAUAUUUUGUGUGUGAAUUUAUUUUUGGUUAUUAUGUGCAAAUCAGUGGAAUUUUUAAGUCACUUUUUUUAAUAUUUUCUCACUAACAAAAUUAUUUUUAUUUUUGUACAGCAAAACACCCUGACGUUUUUAUGAGUAAAUAUUCAUAUCGUUUGUAUUAUUUGUAUGAAUUGUUAAAAAAAUAUUUUAUUUACUCAUUGAAAAAUUCAGAAUAUUUUUUAUACAAGUAAAAAACCAGUACGAAGGAAACUGUCACGAAACUUCAUCCUGCUAAAGAGCAGACUAUCACCCUCCAGGCGAAUACGAUCAAUCUUUACGGUUGCUCUAAUUUCGGUUACACACUCCUGGACGUCAAACUUCCCUACCUGUGGUAUUGUCCCGCGUGCCAUCCAAUGGAACGGUAAAGAACGGUUCUGUUCGCAGUCAAAACUUUCGACAGUUAGAUUGAUAAAUUCAAAAGAAAAAAAAAAGGAAUAUGGAGAUUAAGUCCUGGAAUUUUGUAAUUUAAUUGGUUCUAAAACUUGUCAAUUAUUUAGCGAAAUUAAGAAAAGAUGAAAGGAUGCGCUCGACACAGUGUAUGCUUCUUGUCAUUUGUCACAUGGCUUCUUGGUGGAACUCUUAUAGGAUGUAUGAUGUGGGUUUUGGCUACUUCCACUGCUGUACAUCGUUUUUUUAAGGGUACUUUGAUCUUUACAUAUGUUGUGUUGAUACUUGGAUCAUUUCUUUUCUUGAAUGGUCUUCUUGGGUGGAUUGGCUCCUACAGAAGAGGAAGUUGCUUGCUAAAAUUGUUCUUAAUAUUUUCUUUGCUCACAAUUUCUUGUGAGAUUGGUGGUAUCAUUGCUCUUAAUAUAAUGAAGAUGAAAAUGACAGAUAUACUUCAAACAGCUUGGAUGGAAAUAAAUCAAAAUACAAGAAAUGUGAUUCAAGAACAUUUUGUUUGUUGUGGAUUUGUUGGACCUCAAGAAUUUGCUGAUACAAAUGAUCCUAUAGAUGACAGUUGUUAUUAUAAAGUAUUAGAAGGACAAAAUAUAUCUGUAGUUGGAUUGCGGCAAUUGAACAGAAUUGGUUGCAAAGAAAAAUUAGUUGACUGGUUUUAUACAAACAAGGCCAUUUGGAUCACCUGUCUCGGGGCACUUCUGCUUCUACAGGUGAUCAGUAUUUUGCUUGCUGUAUUAGUAAUAAAUCAGAUGAAGAGAGAAAACCGUUCAUCACAAGAUAUUAAUGAAAGCCAUCAUACAUAUCUGUGAUUCUAUUUUAUUUCAUUUUAUUACAAAGUAUUAAAUUUAGCAGAUAUUCUUUUUAAAAAUGAAAUGUAUAAGUAUAUGAAUGCCAUGAAAGAAUAAUUAAUUAAAUAAUUGUUGCCAUAUUUCUUUAUCUAGAAAAUUAUACUUAUUUAAAAAGUGUUCAAGGUCAUAGACAGGAAAAAAUCUUGGAGUUUGAACCCUCCCUAUUUCUGUACCAUAUCUUUUAUUGAGUGCUAAAUAACUGCAUUUUCUAAUUUGUCAUGCCUUUAGGAAUAUAGAUUUAUUCAAUUAAUCGAUUUAUACAUUUACCACAAUGACUAUAUGAUGUUUAUCAAGGAAAUCCAAGUUACAAUAACAAUGAUAUUUCUAAUUUCUGUAUUUUCCAAUAUCAAGAUAUAUACUGUAUAUUAAUUUUAAUACAGUUAUAUUUAAAAUAUUAACAAUGUAAUUAUUUUAGAAAUUUAAUCAUUUUGAUCAGUACUGACAUACAAUGUAGAAAAUUGGUAAUAAAUUCUACAAUUUACAGCUUUUACAAUUUAUAAUUCAAAAGAUGUUCUAAAGGACUUGAUAUAACAUUAAUGAUUUCAUAUUAUUAAAACAUUUUCAUUAAUUAAAAAGAAAGAUUCAAAUAUUUUAAAUUAACAAAGCAUAUAUGAGAUGAGUGAAAUAAGUAAUUUAAAAAAGCCAAAGUUACUAGAAUUAUAAGUACCACUUUAAAACUGAAAUAAUUUUUUUUUGCAUUUUACCCAGAGUGGAAAUAGAGAAUAAAUUUCAAAUUAUGUUAAUUUUUUUCACCGCGUUUAUAAUUAUUUGGAUAUUAACAUGAAUAAAGAAAUAAAUUUUUCAUUUUUAAGUCAUUUUGCCCUGUAGACUUAAGAGGGCUUUUUUAAUUAUAUCCAUCAUGGGUUUGACCAGUCCACAAUGGUGCAGCCAAGGCGAGAGAUGGAGCUUGAUAUAUCCAGGAUGAACAACUCAUGAAAAAUUCCUGAGGUUGCUUGUCUGGAUUUGAUCCUGGAUCCCCAGUGCAGUACGCUGAUGCCUUAACUAUCUCAGCCAUCUGUCCAUCAAUGUGAGAUAUUUUAUGAUGCAACAUUAGUCAUGUUAAAUAAUAAUUUUAAACUAAUUCUGUGCUACACUGAAUAAAUUAGAUGUGUAAUAUUCCACCCAAAUAGACAGUCAGUUAUCUAAUCAAUACUAAGAUUGUGACUUGAAAAUUAAUCAAUAGCCUAAUGCAUUACUGAUUUUAUUAAUUUGUCCUCAAUCAUGCUACAGCUAAGUGUUUUUGUAAGUGUGGAAAAACAGAAAUUUUGUAUUAUUUAUUUUCUAUAAAAUAUUAAAUAUUAGUAUAUAUUAAAAAUUGUUUAUAUUCAGUUUGGCUAAAGAUAAACAAAUGGUUCAAAAUCAUUUAUAAGGUAUAUUAAAUUUUGGUUUAGCUGCUAAGUAAAUCUUAUUUAGAUUCUAAUGUUUUAAUAAUCAAACUAUUAAACUAUUUUGUAUUAUCUUGGACUACAUUGUGGCUAACUAAUAAUUAAUAACUAAUGUUUCAUUAUUUUUCUAUGAAUAAAACUUUUAAAUAGUUAAUAAAUUGAAAACAAUUAGUCAUGUUCAGUAAUGCAUAAUUCUUCGUAAGUUUAACUAUGCUGUAAUCCUGAAUUUGUUUAUAACUAAUUCUUGAUUCAGUCCACUUCUAGAAUUUUAAGUAAUUCAGUCAGCAUACGUUUUGUAUGCUAAAACUUGCUACUGAUUUAAUCUUUUUUAUUGCAUUAUUAUUGCCAGUACUACUCACUUGAAAAAUAACCAUACCUAUUGGUUUAAGUAUUGUAUAUAUUUUUUCUUCAUUGAUGAUAAAAUUAUGGCUACAAUAAAUGAAUAAUCUCUUUUAUUACUACCUGACUGACUUGGGAUACCAUUCAAAGAUACCGAGAAUAAUUCUCUGCUCUGCCUACAUCAAAUAGAUUUCUUAAUUAGCAUUCUGCAUUCCUGAAUAUGAUCCUGGAAUUAAAUUAGUGUUUUUGAGUGUAUAACUGAUGAAAAACUUUGAUAAAUUCAUAUAUCUAAAAAUUUGUUAUAUAUUAAAAAUAUGUAUCAGUAUCAGAUAUUUCUAUAAAUAAAUCCUGGGCUUUUUAUGAAUAUAAAAUAUAUUACAUUCAUAAAAAUUUUUCAUGUAAAAUAGUGAUAAUAAAAGAUAAGUCUAGGCUUCCAAAACUUUAUAUAUUAAUAAAAAUUAUGUCAUUGGUCAUAAGAAAAGUCAUAAUAUUCAUCAGCUUCUUCAUAGUUGUGCUUCAAUAUCUUGAUGAUAUUCUCUUUUGUCUUCGUUUUUUUUUUAUUAUUUUCUAAUUCUUUAGAUUCUUGAGAUUCACCAUUUUCAACCAAUGUUUCAGUUUAAGCUUAGUGUUGAGUUUCUCUUGUAGUAUUUAAAAUCCAUUUUUCCUAUUCCAUAAUCUUCAGUUUUCAAAUUUUCUUGAAAUUGAUUCUUUCUUGACGCUGAAAAUAGGAUAAAUUAAUCAUUAUUGAUAUAUUCAUCAUAACGAUGGAUAUUCUAUUACAUUGAAAGGGUGUCUGCAUUUCCUGUCCUUUACUUUAGAAUUCUCUGAAAUUAGUAAAGUUCCAUAAGAUUAUUUUAUAUGCUAGAUAAAACUAUUAAACAUUUUCAUAAUAAAUUUAUUUGGAAUGAAUUAAAUUCUCAGACAUUUAAACUGGGAUGAUAAUAAGUUCUAUAAAUUUGAUUGUGAUUAUUUCAUUUAUUAUUCAUUUUUAUUGAAACUGUCUUCAAUAAUUUAGAUUUUUAUUGAAAAUCCACUAAAUAAAUAGCAUAAAUUGUGUUGCUAACUGUACUGAUAUUGUUGUAUAUGCAAUUUAACAAUUAUCAGAUAUUGAUAUACAGUGAACCUAUCUCUCAAAUCUCAGGAUGAGGAAAAUGUUGAGAUAAACAGGUUGUGAGAUAUAGAGGUUCCUACACAGUAAACAGUAAUAGGUUUGGUUUGAUUGGAUGUACUGUAUUUUAUUAAUACAAUAGCAAAUACAAUACAUACCUGUAUUAGGUAUUAAUAAAACAUUUGUCACACACUAUACCUUAACAGAAAUAGUUUCUGAUGCCUGACUUUCUUCAACAAAUAAGAUGUAAGCCAAACUCUUAGUCAAUCACAGAAAAACAUCAUUAAUUGCAACUACAUAUUGUAUUGGAAGGGAUAUUUUGCAACUACAAUUUAUACUAUCAAAAUGUAUUCACUGAACUGUUAAUUUAUACCUGACAUUUCAGUCUCUAAUUUGAGAUAUAAAAGUUUUGGGAGAAAAUCAUUUGAAAAAAACAUGGGAAAUAUAUUGAAUUUAUGCUGAAAACAUAGGGGAUAAAAUAAAUUUCAAGAUAAAGAGGUUUACAAAAUAAACAUAUAUGAGAUAGACAAAUUCAAUUGUAUAACUUGCAACAUAGUUUUUUAUAAUGCUGAAAAUUUUUCAUAAAAUAAGUUUUUCAAACUGACUUUUUGAUAUUCAUUCAUAUGUAUUAAAAAAUGUAAAUAUGAGACUACAACAAUAUAUGACAAUAUUAUUGUUUAGAAGAGUUAUAUUAAUAAAUCACCUAUUACACAGGUCAACAGUGGUUUUGGUGCCCAGGUAUUUUGAGCUGAUUUCAUAUGAAUUUGAUGUCCUGAAUUCAAAUAUGGCAUUAGUUUUUGCCUAGGAGCUCUAAUUUUUAAGAUAUAGCAUUUUAGCGAAAUAUAUGUUUCAAUAUCUUAAGUUAAA